Molecule: messenger RNA, 1947 nt
Organism: Nilaparvata lugens (brown planthopper)
Lineage: Eukaryota; Metazoa; Arthropoda; Insecta; Hemiptera; Delphacidae
Product: GON-4-like protein
Exons: 12
Coding region: 274-1947 (557 amino acids)
Biological process (GO): regulation of DNA-templated transcription
Cellular component (GO): nucleus
Molecular function (GO): transcription coregulator activity
Source: RefSeq, a predicted model, not a curated record
ACAUUGAAUUAUGAAAUAACCUAAAAAUUAUGAAUUUUUACGCGGUCUAUCCGUCUAUGAUCUUUGAUGUUAUUUUUUUUAUUUGUAGUAAUUUACUCAUUUCUUUUCUAGUUAUUUGUGUAAUUUAUAGUCUUUAUCAAUCCAGUAAUUUCUUUCUAACAUUGUAAUCCAAAAUUCCUCUUAGAUUCCAACUCUUGAUUCCUCUUCGAGUUUAUAAACUAACUAAACUAAAGUUUACAAAUAUUUGUCUUUUCCAGUCGAAUAAUUAAUGACAUGGAGGAGAUAAAGCUAGUGAAGUCUCCAUCGAAGCCAGUGUGGUUGUUCCGAUCAAAAGAUCAGACAGGAACAAGUCAAACGAGAAAUCUGAGCUUCAGCUUCCGACUACACAAUGAAGAUAAUGAUUCAGAUAGCUCAGAGGGCAAUAAACUCACAAUCGAUAUCAAUGAGGAUUCCAUCAAAUCAGGAUUGUCAAGAGCUGAAGAGCCUCAAAGUGAAAGUGUUGCUUCAACUCCAGACUCGAAAGGAUUAUUCUCUCCAAAUUCAAAAAUUCCUAACGUUUUGGAUCAAGUCGAAGGUGAGAUUGAGAGGCAACUUGAUCUAAAAGCUGAAAAAUCCAAGCUAACAGUAAUAAAUAUCAAGAAAAUAAUAAGGGAUGUGAUCAUGAAUAAGGACGUAAUCUCAAUGGUUAGACAAUCGAUGGAUGACAAAAAGAUUGAAGUUCCAUAUGAACCAAAAUUGACAAGAGCUAAAGCAAGAGAACUUAUGGAGAAGCAAGCCUUGUCAGUUGUUUGGCCUUUGCACGAAGUUCCAUCAAAACAAACACCUUGCAAGUCAAAAAUCCUCAUGGAAAAAGAAUACCCCGAGGAUUCUUCAGAUGAGGAAUAUCGUCCAAGUGAAGAUGAACCGAGUGACGAUGAUGAUAUUAACAAAUCAACUACAACUUCAGUUCUUGAGGAUUUGAACCAUCCUGACAAAGAUGACGAAAUAUUUGACAAUGAAGAGUUAGGUUUGGAGGAUACGAUCUGUGAAGAUGAAAGCCAACCCAAAAGAAAGAGAAUCACUUUCGAUCUUCCUCCUGAAACGCCUACUGAUGAGGAACCACACUCGCCAUCUUUUAUUGAUGAUUUAGUGAGAGAAAGCAUUGGACAAAGAACUAGAUCAAAACUCUGCUUGAGUGAAACUCCAUUGGAAGAAAUUGAGCAAGCUUUCAUUCCACCAGAUAUUACCUGUGAUAUGUACGACUUCAAUUGUGAUAAUGAUGAUUGGACUAAUUUUUUGAAAGAAUUUACGCAACCUCUAGAUACUUUGCCAGAUAUGAAUGAAACCGUGGAUGAUGUUGAAGCGGAUCCUGAGUACAACGUUCUUGCUGAUGAAGAUACAUUAACGGAGGAUAUGGAAGAACUACGUCAUGAUAGAGGAGUCAAGGUUUCUCGAAGAGAAGUGAAAGAGUUGAUUAAAGAGUUAUUCGAAUACACUGAAAUGAUGUCCAGUGAAGAUAAAGAUAAAAAGAAAACUCAGAAGUCACCAGUACAACUGAGAGAAAGCAUUGGACAAAGAACUAGAUCAAAACUCUGCUUGAGUGAAACUCCAUUGGAAGAAAUUGAGCAAGCUUUCAUUCCACCAGAUAUUACCUGUGAUAUGUACGACUUCAAUUGUGAUAAUGAUGAUUGGACUAAUUUUUUGAAAGAAUUUACGCAACCUCUAGAUACUUUGCCAGAUAUGAAUGAAACCGUGGAUGAUGUUGAAGCGGAUCCUGAGUACAACGUUCUUGCUGAUGAAGAUACAUUAACGGAGGAUAUGGAAGAACUACGUCAUGAUAGAGGAGUCAAGGUUUCUCGAAGAGAAGUGAAAGAGUUGAUUAAAGAGUUAUUCGAAUACACUGAAAUGAUGUCCAGUGAAGAUAAAGAUAAAAAGAAAACUCAGAAGUCACCAGUACAACUGGUAUGA